Messenger RNA from Necator americanus (New World hookworm), 651 nucleotides. RefSeq lists its product as uncharacterized. Bases 1 to 651 code for a protein of 216 amino acids. The record is from RefSeq and is a predicted model, not a curated record. Lineage: Eukaryota; Metazoa; Nematoda; Chromadorea; Rhabditida; Ancylostomatidae. The transcript has 7 exons.
AUGAGGUGGAUUUUACCUCUUCUGUUUGUGCUGGCUAAUCUUCCCGUUCUCGACGCCGAAGAAGAAUAUGAAUAUAACGAAUAUUAUGAGCAUUACGAGGAUAUUGACCUUAAUCAACCUUACAUGGUUAUAAGAAAUAUCAAAAAGUGCAAAGCAAUGGACAAAGAAUUACGGAAACUUAUCGAAAAAUUCCAUUUCAAUCUUCGUCAAACGGCAGCUAACGGCUCUCGAUAUCGCGAUGUUCCACUCAACAUAACUUUAAUGAAUGGAUUGGUGUACGACUGCGAGUAUGAAGUUGAAGCGAUGAUAAUGACACUUAAGAAAAAGAAGCUCCCGGACGGAAAGGGAAUGGUUAAGUUCAACAUAACGAGAACGAACGGAACCAUCUUGGAAGCAGUACAAGCAGGAUUAGACUCGCAAUUCAAUGAAACGAAAAUACUACGUCAACUGGUUUAUCCAAAAGCAACUCGAUUUGGAUGCUAUGCACAAUUCCAUACGCAAAUACAUCUACUUUGCAUCUAUGACCAAAAGGCACAGGAAAUAGAACUAUAUGGGCGUUACUGUGAUAUCGAUGAAAAUUGCACUCUUACGCCGAAAACAAGGUGCAAGUGGGGAUUGUGCUAUGUGCAGUUCGGUGUAGAUGAAAUCUAG